Messenger RNA from Nannospalax galili (Upper Galilee mountains blind mole rat), 788 nucleotides. It is a transcript of the gene Dnajc15, whose product is annotated as DnaJ heat shock protein family (Hsp40) member C15. Gene Ontology annotation, molecular function: ATPase activator activity. Gene Ontology annotation, biological process: protein import into mitochondrial matrix. The transcript is spliced from 6 exons. The record is from RefSeq and is a predicted model, not a curated record. Gene Ontology annotation, cellular component: PAM complex, Tim23 associated import motor. NCBI's taxonomy places the organism in Eukaryota, Metazoa, Chordata, Mammalia, Rodentia, Spalacidae. Bases 40 to 648 code for a protein of 202 amino acids.
AGACCUAACCCGCCCUAAGCUCCGAGGUGCUAGGUGGGUAUGGUGGAGGGUGGAACACCCUGCCUCGCCCUAGGAGACCCAGCACUGGCCAUAGGUCCAGCACACCUGGUCGGCACAGUCCGCGAAGGUCUCCGGCCCGCACUAGUUUGGUCCCGGGGCCGUAUCGUAGCCGCUGUCGCGCGUCCGCAGAACCGCCUCAUUAUGGCUGCUGGCGGUGGCGCAGCCUACAGCGAGGGGCUGAGCUACGCCGAAUACCUGCCUCCCUCCGCCCAGAGGCCAGAUGCCGACAUCAACCACGCCGCGGGAAGGAGGCUGAUAGCUGUAGGACUGGGUGUUGCAGCUCUUGCAUUUGCAGGUCGCUAUGCAUUUCAGAUCUGGAAACCCCUAGAACAAGUCAUCACAGAAACAGCAAGGAAGAUUUCGUCUCCUAGCCUUUCAUCCUACUACAAAGGAGGAUUUGAACAGAAAAUGAGUAGGCGAGAAGCUAGUCUUAUUUUAGGUGUAAGCUCAUCUGCUGGCAAGGCCAAGAUUAGGACAGCACACAAGAGAAUUAUGAUUUUGAACCACCCAGAUAAAGGUGGAUCUCCUUACUUAGCAUCCAAAAUAAAUGAAGCAAAAGACUUGCUAGAAGCAACCACCAAACAUUAAUUGGUGCUCAAGGAAUACACUAAAGAAAAAGAAAUGCAAGACUUUAAAAGCCCUGCAAAUUAGUGUGAACUAUGGUCUGAAGUUUCAUAUUGACCAAAUCCUUUCUUUCAUCAUUAAACUAUGCAACAAUAAAAGAUGAA